AUGGCUACCACCAAGCCGAAGACUGGCAUUAAAGUCGUCGUCGUGGGCGCAGGGUUCGGCGGUCUCACUGCUGCCAUAGAAGCCCACCGGCAAGGUCAUGAUGUUGAGGUGUACGAGUCUUUUCCGGAGCUCAAAGUCCUUGGCGAUAUCAUCUCCUUCGGCGCUAAUGGCGGUCGCAUUUUCUACCGCUGGGGCAAGCACCCUGGAGAGAUCUCGGACCGCCUGCGCAAGCUCAGCAUCGACCUGAGCGAGUAUGGUUUCCGCAUCCACAAGUAUGACACCGGAGAGGUCAUGUUCCAUCAAAGGACCCCUCCCUCAAACAAAGAAGCACCUGUCUUCAACGGCCACCGGGGCGAGCUUCAUCAGGUCGUGUUCGACUACGCAAGGGAUGAGCUGGGGAUCCCAAUCCGCCUCGGCGAGAACGUUACUGAGUACUUCGAAACAGAAGACGAGGCCGGUAUCAUUCUCAAGGGUGGUGAGCGAAUUGUUGCCGAUGUGGUAGUUGGAGCAGAUGGUGUUCGUUCAAAAGCAAGAGAGCUGGUGCUUGGAUACGAGGACAAGCCCAAGAGCAGCGGCUAUGCCGUCUGGAGAGCCUGGUUUCCCAACACGGACAUGAUCAAGGAUCCCCGCACCAAGGAAUUUUGUGAGAAUGGGGAUACGUUUAACGGCUGGAUUGGGCCAGAUGUGCAUUUCCUCUUCUCCACCAUCAAGAAUGGGUCUGACUGCUGCUGGGUGCUCACCCACAAGGAUGAGCACGACAUCGACGAGUCGUGGUCGUUCCCUGGCAAGCUAGAGGACGUGUACAAGGUCCUAGAGGGGUGGGAUCCGAUCUGUAAAGCUAUAGUGGAAAAGACGCCCAGCCUGGUUGACUGGAAGCUCGUCUAUCGCGACCCGCUCCCGACCUGGGUGAGCAGCAAGCGCAGGAUCCUGCUCCUGGGUGACUCUGCCCACCCUUUCCUGCCGACCAGUGCCCAGGGGGCUACACAGGCCAUGGAGGAUGGAACUACCAUUGCUAUAUGUCUCCGGAGAGCUGGCAAGGAAAACGUCCAGGCGGCGCUCAAGACCCACGAGGAGAUCAGAUACGACCGAGUCAAGGCAGUACAGAAGACGGGCGAAACCACAAGAGACAUGUGGCAUAAGACUGAUUGGAAUAAGGUCCGGGAGGACCCAAAGAGCAUUGCAAUGCCUCGGGACGAUUGGAUCCACUUUCACGAUGCAGAAGUCCACGCGGAGACUGUCUUCGAUGAGGUAUUCAAGAGACACUCAGGGCCUGGGGCUGGAGCCGAGGGAGAGAACAAUUCCGCAUUUGUUGAGCAUGUUGAGACCAUCGUGGCCACGACCUAG
Molecule: messenger RNA, 1344 nt
Organism: Diaporthe batatas
Lineage: Eukaryota; Fungi; Ascomycota; Sordariomycetes; Diaporthales; Diaporthaceae
Exons: 3
Coding region: 1-1344 (447 amino acids)
Biological process (GO): secondary metabolite biosynthetic process
Molecular function (GO): FAD binding; monooxygenase activity
Source: RefSeq, a predicted model, not a curated record